GGUUGGUCAUCUUUAAUAGUACCUCGUCGGUGCCUAACCUGACGUCGUUGAUGUAUCGUGUAAUAUAAAUAGUGGAGCGCCUUUUAAUUUCGUUAUUUAUUGUCAUUCCGAUGUUUCGCAAAUAAAUAUUUAAUUGUCAUUUUUAUGGAAAUGACUCAUUUUAUGACGUAGUAUUGUAUGUAGUAUAUAUAUAUACACACAUACACAAUUUCAUUCUUGGAAUUCUAUUCUGUGGACAUUGCUCGAUAUAGUUGGCAUUGACUCUUUUGCUAGCUUGAAAGUUUUUAACAAACAGAUUUCGUGAAGAUUAAACCCUCGUGGUUUCUAUUUGUGAAGUCGUGAAAUAUAAAAAUCAUCGUUUAAUAUGCGUUGUGCAACCUUUCUGUACAACAAGAAAUUUUGGAACAUGAUUCUGAGACGUGGGAAAUAAAUUAGAAAUUUUAUUAGUUCAAAUUUCCUUGUUUGAGCAGACAAGUCCUUUGUUGCAUGAGAUUAUAUGAGGCGGAUAAAAUGAUGCAUUGCGGGCCAUGGAGUCAAUAUCAAGCAAUAUUGAAUAAUCAUCAAUGUUAUGCGGCAUACGUUGAGACGAUGCCAUCCUAUCGUGAUCACGAACGUCAUCAAUUAAUCGAAGAGGAAAACGAACAGGCCGGUGACGAGACGCACGACACAAUGACACCUGCUACUUCUGGAGAACGUAGUUCUAGCGCAGAUCUAUUUAGAUUAGAAUUUGCAGCUGCUCAAUGGUCUAAGUUGGUCUCUAAUGCGGAAGGUCUAUUUACAAAACUCAUGACUAAUAAUAUCUUGCCACAUACCGAACAAGAUCAAAUUGAGCAAUGGUUGUGCAUGAAACAAGAGUACGAGGAAUGUAUAGCUAGCGAUGAGACCACUAGUUUGCAAGGAUAUGCAGAGAAUACAAGGAGAUCAUUGGAAUGUAUUGAGGAAGUAACAGAAACUGAUGAAAAAACGGAUGAAUCUGCAAAUCAAGUAAAACUUAAGCUUAAUUCCAAUUGUACCUCCAGUUCGGAGAGCGAACUAUCCGAAGCCGAUGAGGACGAAGAUGAAGACGACGAAGAGGAUCAAAGUGAUGCGAGCUCAGAAAGUCCAGAUUUUCUAGAGAAGCUGGAUGAGUUUAUGAACAAGUUUAAAAUAGAAACAGAUAUAAUUGUCGGUUCUAAAAAGGACGAUUUCAGAGAAACAAAUAUCGGGCUUAUAUCUCCUCCAGUGACAAGAUCCGUGAAUAAUAAUUAUGUACCAGUAGCUCAUCCUAUACCAUUAAGGAAUCCAAAUUCUAGGAGAAAUUCUAUGCUUCCUGGUUCUGAUAUGUGUAAUGAGGUAUUAGUCUUCAACGACAGUUUAAAACCUUGUCCCAAUCAAAUUCUAGGAAACCAUAUGUCAGAAUAUACUAAACCAUGUGUGUUAGAUAAUCGUGAAUCGGAAAUUAACAUUAAUGAUAAUGCCAUUAAUGAAAAUUUUCUUGCAAUACAAAAUGACAAUUCACCAGAUUUGUUACUUGAUGCUCUCAAGACCACAGAGAUACCUGAACCUAUUAAGGAAUUGAAAGCCCUAACAUUAAAUAAUGAAGCGAAGCAAACACAAGUAAAGAGAAUUCAAUCAAAUUUGGAUGGAGCGCAUAAACGUAUUGAAGAACUGCAAACGACAAUUAAAAUUAAGCAACGUUUUAUAGCGGAUAUGAUUAAGAAUUCUGAUACACGCGCUAAUGCGAAGCAAAAAUUCCAACGUAAACGAAGUAAAUUGGAAGAAGAAUAUUAUAAUAAGAGAACACAAUUAGUGCAGGCAGAAAAUGCAUCUAUGUACAGAGAACCUGAGGAGAAAUCGGUACACAAGAAGGAAAUCGAACUAAUGAAAAAUAUGGCGAUACACUACGAGAAACGAUUAAUGGAUAUAGACAAGAUAAAGCAAAUUGCGGGCGAUUCAGCGAAAAAAGUUUUGGAGCUUGAAGCGUCACUAAAUACUUCCAAGAAGCAGAUGGAUAAAUUGAAGCGGCAACUAAAACGGGAAGAAGAACGUAAAAAGCAAUUGGAAGAAGAACUUGCAAAGGAUCAACAGAAGAUUCGCGAGCUCGAGGAAAAAUACAACUUAACUGCUUCCAAGUUGAAGGAAAUGCAAUCGGAGAGUGAAGAUGAGAAACAUAAUACGAAAUCGAAGACUGAUUGCUCGGAUAAGAAGAAGAAUUUAUUAGAUGUAAGUGCGAGAAUAUCUCAUCUGGACCACGUUUUGAAAGAAAAAUCAAUGGAUUUGGAGAGAACCGCGGACACAGAUGAGAAAGAAGCGCUACGGCACGAGAUUAGAAAUUUGAGGCACACCCGGGACUGUUUGGUAGACGAGAAAUGUGAUUUGGAUGAAAAAUUCCAAAAGGAGAGAACCCUGACUACGGUCGAGGAACGUAAAUUGCUGGAAUGCGGCGAAACCAUCGAGGCUAUCGAUGCAAUGAUUGAGCACAAAAACGAAAUGAUCUGCGGACGAAAAGAUUUCGAUGAGAAUCAAUCUCAACGUGAGAAGGGCGAAAGGAUGCUAAUGGAACGCUUGAAAAAACUCUCUCACGGUGAAAUAAUAACGUUAUUUAUGAAGUACUUUCGCAAGGUAAUUGAUUUGAAGGAAAGUUCGAAAAAUCUAGAAGUUCAAAUAACGGAGCUGGAGACGCACAUCGCGAAUCAGGAUUGGCGGCUGAUGGAAGCCGAGAGACGAAUGGUCUUGAUGCAAAAACAGUACGAGGACAAGUUGCAUCAUGUGUUCAGGCACUUUGCGGAGGAGACGAGCAGCUCCGGUCACGAGAGAUUGGAUAAGGAUUCCGAACUCGCGAGGUGCAAGAAAGAGAACAGGGCUCUAAAGAAACGAUUGGCGGACGUCGAGGCUCUACUCAAAGGUACAACACCCCCACGUGUAGCUAGUCCCUGUAGAGCUUUACAGCAGGGAUUAAAACAAAUCGCGCCCAAUACUCGUUCGACAACUAAGGUAACGAGACAGCGGAAUAAGCUGAUAAUUCAAAAGACGACCGACUGCGAUAAAAGAAAAAAGUGAGUUUGUUAAGAAACGUUAAUUUCUUUUUUGUUGCGUAUUGGUAGAGAGUGAUUUGUUUAAAUCUUUUAUUAAAUAUACACUUUUUAUAAAUUCUAUAUUUCUACAUAAUAUCAUUCUCUUCAUAAGUAUUAAAAUCCGACAGACUGUAUAUAGAAUUAAGUUUCGCUUUUAAAUACGGAGAAAAAAAUAGUAAUCUCAUAAUUUAUAUGGAUUAUAUAACGUGUGAUAAGUUUUAGUCCUGAAGAGUGAUUAUAUAUAUAUAUAUAUACUUAUUCUGUAUUUUUGUAGGAUAUGUAUCGCUAUGUCCUAAGAACAUAUUAAUCUUAACACUUUGCGAGAUGUACCAAUACAUUAAUAUUGGUACGUUUGUGUUGAUAUUAGGUAGGUGUUAAUAUUAGAUAUUUGUUUAUACGCAAUUAAUUAGUUUAAUAAUUAUUACACUCGUUAAAAGAUAAAAUUCAUAUUCACAAAGCCGGAUUUACUAUGUACAUUUAGUUGCAUGCGAUUUACCCACGUUGCAUUAUUUAUUACACGGUAUAUGUAAUCGUAAUUCCAAGCUCGUAAUUAUUAAUAUUUAGGAAAACAAUAUCUAGGAAUCUCGUUUGCAAGCGUAUUUGCAUGCUGCUCAUAAUAUCGCGUUAUUAUUUUUAGCAACUAUAAAUAUUUAUCACGUUCACGAUAUAAUAAGAUACAGCAUGAUUGUUUCGUGACAAAAAAAUUUAGAUCUUUACACGUUUUGCGAAUAGCGAUGCUCAAUUAUAUACAUUAAAUGGUAGCAUUCGGCAUUCGAGAAUUAAUUUUGGCCAAAUAAUUUUUAAAUGCGGAUGCGAUACAGUCAGGAAAUUAUAUUGUUUUAGUUGGAAUUAGGCCGUUAAAAAUGUAGUUAUUGAAUAACAGUAAAUCUUACUAGGAUAUACCAGAAGAAUGGAUUCCUACAACAUCGUGGAUUCUGCCCAUUGAUUGUAUUUCCUAUUAACGCGACUAUUGAUACACAACACGCAUAAUAUCGAUGCAUCCCGAUUACAUUAGUAUUGUUCAUGUAUGUAUUCGAAAGAUACAUUCAAGAUGGACUCUACCGAUCUCCGUAUUAUUAGCUCUCGCACUGAAUUGUCUAUCAAAUUAUUUAUAUCACUUGUAAUGCAUUUAUCCAUAUGACGAAUUUUUCUUUUCUUUUAUGUAUUUGAAACGUUAAUUAUGCCACUUUUACAGAAAUUAUUCUAGUAUACAUAAUCUCUUCUGUCAAAAAUAUAUGUUUUAUUUAUAUUUUAUAAAUGAAGAGG
Messenger RNA from Formica exsecta, 4319 nucleotides. It is a transcript of the gene cos, whose product is annotated as kinesin-like protein costa. Lineage: Eukaryota; Metazoa; Arthropoda; Insecta; Hymenoptera; Formicidae. Bases 487 to 3039 code for a protein of 850 amino acids. The transcript has 2 exons. The record is from RefSeq and is a predicted model, not a curated record.